UUAUAACAAUGCACUUAUAUGCCCAUAAUCCGUUUCAUAAUGAUACCCAUUACGAUACAGAUUUUUCAUUACGAUACAGAUUUUUAAUCAAUAGAAACCCAUAAUUUUUCAAUCAAGCAUGCUGUGCAUUUGACGUUUAUGCUAGGUUCCUAUGUAAUUAUUUUAGAUGUCAGAAUCAGUACGUAUUAAAUUUUCGUAGAUACCUAGCUAAACUUCGAUAAUUUAUCAAAAUGUCUGAUAUCAGCGAUAUAGAAGAAUUACCAUCGACUCCUCCACACAUAUCGGAGAAAGCAGAAAAUGCAGUUCAAAAUAUUUUACCCCAAAAAUCUAAGAAAGUGUACGAAAAACUUUAUCAACGGUUUAUGGACUGGAGAAAUACAAAUAAUAUUUCGACAUUCUCCGAAAAUGUUUUAAUUGCUUAUUUUCAAGAAUUGAUGGAAACUAUGAAAUCAUCUAGUACAUGGACACAUUAUUCAAUAAUAAAAACGUUGGUAAAUAUAAACCAUAAUAUAAACAUUUCUAAAUAUAAGAAACUACAAGCUUUAUUAAAGCGAAAGUCCGAAGGAUAUGUUGGAAAAAAAGCAAAAAUAUUUUCACCUGAACAAAUAAAAACGUUUAUCGACGAAGCACCCGAUGAACGGUUUUUAUUUUUAAAAGUAGCAAUGAUUUUUGGAAUAAUGGGAGCAUGUCGAAGGCAUGAACUACAUGACCUAAAAUGUGAAAAUGUCAAAGAUAUGAAUGGAAUCUUAAUUGUUAAUGUGAUAGAAACUAAAACAAAAGUACAACGAACAUUUACAAUUACCGGCAAAUACUACGAAAUUAGUAAAAAAUAUAUGAAUCUACGGCCUAAAAUUUGCCCCACCCCAUCUUUUUUCGUUAAUUAUUUAAAUGGAAAAUGCACAAUUCAAAACAUUGGUAUUAAUAAAUUUGGUGAUAUAGGGAAGAAAAUAGCAACAUAUUUAAAUCUGCCUGAUCCGAAUUUAUAUACAGGGCAUUGUUUUCGUAGGACAUCUGCAACCGUAUUAGUAGAUGCCGGUGGUGAUAUUACUACAUUAAAACGCCAUGGUGGCUGGAAAUCCAAUUCAGUGGCAGAAGGCUACAUUGAAAAUUCGGUUCAGAAUAAAAUCAGCAUUUCCAAUACAAUAUUGAACUCUAUUGAGACUAGCAAUAAUGAAAUAAAUGUAAAUAUUCCUUCCACUUCCAGAUCAGUGGGACCUGGAAUAAACUUUUCAAACUGCACAAUAAAUAAUCUUAAUAUUUUUAAGAAAUCGGAUUAAUUACAAUUAUUAUAUGUUGAAUAUAAAUACAAAUAAAAUGUUUAUAGUUUUCUUGUAUCUAUGGCAAUACCAAUACCCGAGGUAUUAAUUACAAUUUUGU
Messenger RNA from Anoplophora glabripennis (Asian longhorned beetle), 1377 nucleotides. RefSeq lists its product as uncharacterized. Bases 231 to 1277 code for a protein of 348 amino acids. NCBI's taxonomy places the organism in Eukaryota, Metazoa, Arthropoda, Insecta, Coleoptera, Cerambycidae. The record is from RefSeq and is a predicted model, not a curated record. The transcript is spliced from 2 exons. Gene Ontology annotation, molecular function: DNA binding. Gene Ontology annotation, biological process: DNA recombination; DNA integration.